GUUGCCAGCUGACCAUACCCGAUACAAUGCAGCCAGACGACUUCAGUUCUAAUGAGGACCCGCCUUCGACAAGGAGUUCCUGGUGUGGACAACCUGCACAACUAAUCUACGCCGGGUUCUCAGAAUCAGAGAGCGAUGAGCAAGGGAGGUUGACCGUCGCGGUCGCCAUCCGCAACGCGACGCAGCUGAUCGACUUUUUCAUCCACCACUUCCGUGACGCUGUGGCAGGCCUUCAGAUACCAUGCUAUGCGGUUGCAGAACUGCUUGCCCAUCUUCGUGGGUACAGCGAGAAGAACCAGGAGAAGUUCAUCGCGGUCGGCCUCCCGGAAGGUCUCGUGCAGAGAUGCCCUGGAUUGUGCUCCCGGCUCUGGCAAGACCUGGAUACUCUGCCAGUGGUGCUGAAGUACAAGGAUCAUUCCCGACAGCCGUAUGAGCAAGGAAAUCUAUCAAUUUUCGCGAGUUGGAAGGAGAAGACCGCGGAUGAACAGGCGGAUUCCAUGGCUAGGAAGUGCUUGAGGUCAUUUGGCGUUGGGCAUAUGAUUCACAACCAAAUCCACUUCAAUGGAAUGGUGGACGUCGAUAGGAGCUUCUGCAUACGCUUUGCAGAGGCGGAGGAUUACCAGCGGACGGUGAGCCCGGAGUUGUGGGCACUGGUCCAGACACUGGCCAAGGACCUGGUCGAGAGAAAAGUGAAGAUUGCGUUCUUCAGUAUGACGUGUCAAGGGAAGCCUGUUGUACAUACCAGGCACGCAUUGUUGCGACUUUGCCAUGUAUUGGGGUUGGAUAUCCGGUGGUAUGUCCCGAAACCGCGUCCGAACAUCCUCCAAUUGAUCCGAAAAAUGGAAGAUCUCAUGGAGGGCCUGGAAGGGCCAGAGGUCUACCUGGAUACAGACGACCAGCUCCAAAUCAUGGAAUUCGCCUACGAAAAUGCCCGACGGUACUGGCUCGAAGAGAAUGGUCCUCUGCAGUCGCGUAAACAGGGCGGGGCGGAUGUCGUCGUUAUCGACAGUGCCCCUUUGUUGACCUUGGCUCACCUGGCGAAGCAACAUGAUCCUUAUCGACCUGUCUUAUUUGAGAACCGAUUGCACGCUCCACCGGAUGUGCUGCGGCAGCAUUCCACCCUUCCUCAAGCAAUUGCCUGGCAAUUUGUGCAGACUAAGCUGGACCAUGUUGACACCUUGGUCACGACCCUACCCCGGGAACUCGCGCCGUCCGUUAUGCCAGAGGCGAAUGUAGGCUAUAUAUCGCCUUCUAUAGACCAACUCGACGGCUUGAACAAGCCCAUGGUCGCCGCCGACAUGGCCUUGUACGGCCAAAAGCUCAAUUCAUUGUGUAGAAACUUCGGAACCCCCGUUGUCCACUAUCCGAGAGAACAGUACAUCUUAAGCCUGUCGCAACUCCGUCCCGGAGACGGAACCCUCGCUCUCUUAGAUGCCUACGCGGCGUUCUGCACCAUAUCUUUGACGGACGACCCUAAGCUCCUCCUUCCCAAGCUGCUGAUCUGCCACCACGGCCCCGCCCAAAGAUCCCAGAGUUCUCCGCAGUACGAACAUCUCAUCUCCCACGUCCAGUCCAAGAUAAAACGAUUUGCAUCGCGGAUCUGCAUCGUCCAGAUCAGCCCCCAAGACCAGAUGUGGAAUACCCUGCUCUCAAACGCUUGGGUGGUGGUACAGCUGUCGCUCUGCCAAGGCAUCCCGGAGGUCCUGUUGUGGGCAAUGCAAAAGCAGAAGCCGGUGGUCACCACCGUCGCGGGAGGGAGUUUCUUUGCCGCGCAUGAGGAGUUGAAGGAGCGGAUGUUCUUGGUGGAGGAUGGCGCGAACAAGACGGACGUGGUUGCUCAGCAUCUAUAUAACUUGUUUGCCACUGAAAAGAAAACGGAAGAGCAUGCGAGUUCGAGUGCACAGCAUGGUUUGCCUGAGAGGUUUACUACGGUGGGCAAUGCGGCGUGCUGGCUGUUUCUGGCUUCUUGUCUGUCCCGCGAGACGGCGUUUCGGCUGAACGGGGAGGAUGUUGCCACGCUUGCAAGGCAGGUGCGUUCGACUUUGUAGGGGGUCUUUGUUGGGUACGUAUAUUUGAUAGGAACCUAUUGCUCAAAUGCGAGACAAAAUGCUAUUAGGAGAGAACCAAACAAUUUUGAAGCUUGG
Molecule: messenger RNA, 2144 nt
Organism: Aspergillus uvarum CBS 121591
Lineage: Eukaryota; Fungi; Ascomycota; Eurotiomycetes; Eurotiales; Aspergillaceae
Product: putative heat shock trehalose synthase
Exons: 6
Coding region: 27-2048 (673 amino acids)
Source: RefSeq, a predicted model, not a curated record